Messenger RNA from Condylostylus longicornis, 2705 nucleotides. It is a transcript of the gene bur, whose product is annotated as GMP synthase [glutamine-hydrolyzing]. NCBI's taxonomy places the organism in Eukaryota, Metazoa, Arthropoda, Insecta, Diptera, Dolichopodidae. The record is from RefSeq and is a predicted model, not a curated record. Bases 198 to 2309 code for a protein of 703 amino acids. Gene Ontology annotation, biological process: GMP biosynthetic process. The transcript is spliced from 13 exons. Gene Ontology annotation, molecular function: GMP synthase activity; GMP synthase (glutamine-hydrolyzing) activity; ATP binding. Gene Ontology annotation, cellular component: cytosol.
AAUUUUUUAUUUAAAUAAAAUUCAACUAAAAUAUUAAAAUUAAAAUUCCAAAUUAAACAAAUUAAAUUAAAUUUAAAAUUUCUAAUUAAAUCAAAUAAAUAAAAAAAUAAAUAAAGUCAUUACAUAAAUGUUAUCAAUAAUUGAAAUUUUAGUAAAUAUUUUUAGUAAAUUUAAUAAAUUAGGUAAAUUUUUUGUGAAUGUUCCUGCGUACCAUAUAUCGUUUCCUACCGUGUUGCAACGAACAAGAUAUGAAUCAAUCUGUUACGAACAAAAUUUUACCACCUACGGAAGAUGAACCUCAUUAUGAUAAAAUAGCUAUAUUGGAUGCUGGUGCUCAGUACGGAAAAAUUAUUGAUAGAAGAGUAAGAGAACUGAAAGUUAAAUCAGACAUUUUACCAUUAGAUACAUCUGCCUUAGCGUUAAAAGAAAGUGGCUAUCAGGGUAUUAUUAUCUCAGGAGGUCCAAAUUCAGUUUAUGCAGAAGAUGCGCCCGCUUAUGAUCCUGAUAUAUUUAAAGCAAAAAUUCCUAUAUUAGGUAUAUGUUAUGGAAUGCAAUUAAUUAAUAAAGAAUUCGGUGGUACUGUUAUCAGAAAAGAUAUACGUGAGGACGGUCAACACAAUAUUGAAGUAGUAACUACAUGCCCACUUUUUCAUCGAUUACAACAAUUCCAAACUGUUUUAUUAACACAUGGAGAUAGCAUUGAUAGAGUUGGAGAUAAAUUAAAAGUAGCUGCCAAAUCACAAAAUAAUAUUGUCGCUGCCCUAUACAAUGAACAAUUAAGAAUUUAUGGUGUUCAGUUUCAUCCUGAGGUUGAUUUGACGGUAAAUGGGAAGGAAAUGCUCUCUAAUUUUUUGUUUGGUAUAUGUGGCAUAAAUCCAAAUUUUGGCAUUAGUAAUCGGAAAAGUGAUUGCAUUAAAUAUAUUAACGAAAAAGUUGGUAGUAAUCGUGUUUUGUUGUUAGCUAGCGGUGGUGUUGAUUCGACCGUAUGUGCAGGACUUUUAAAAACCGCAUUAGAUCCAUCACAAUUAAUCGUCGUUCACAUAGAUAACGGUUUCAUGCGAAAAAAUGAAAGCGAAGAAGUUGAGCAAUCUCUUAAAAAAAUGGCUAUUGAUGUAAUAGUGAAAAAAGCUUUUUACCAGUUUUUUAAAGGAACAACCACAAUAAAAAAACCAGGGCAACUGUAUAAUAUUGAAACACCAAUGCUUUGUUAUACAACAAAUCCGGAAGAAAAAAGAAAAAUUAUCGGAGAUGUUUUUAUGAAAGUAACAAAUGAAGUACUAAAUGAAUUAAAAUUAAAUCCAGAUGAGGUUUUCAUAGCUCAAGGUACUUUACGGCCUGAUUUAAUUGAAUCUGCAUCGCAUUUAGCUAGUUCGAAUGCGGACGCUAUCAAAACACAUCACAAUGAUAGCGCAAUGGUUAGAGCUUUGAGAGAAGCUGGUCGAGUUGUAGAACCUUUGGCUGAUUUUCAUAAAGAUGAAGUUAGAGAAUUAGGUUAUGAAGUAUAUUUGCCACGACAUCUACUUGAAAGACACCCAUUUCCUGGGCCGGGCUUAGCUAUAAGAAUAAUUUGUGCUGAAGAGCCGUAUAUGGAAAAGGAUUUUUCUGAAACGCAGGUAAUAGCAAGAGUUAUAGUAGAUUAUAAAAAUAAAUCGCAAAAGAAUCACGCUCUUUUAACUCGGGUAUCCGAUUCAACAACAAAAGAAGAACAACAAGAAUUACUAAGAAUCUCAAGUAAUUCGCAAAUAAUGGCAACUGUAUUACCUAUUCGAAGUGUUGGAGUACAAGGUGAUAAAAGAACAUAUAGUUACGUUUUAGGCUUAUCAAGUGAAACAGAAGUUAAUUGGAAUGAUAUGAUUUUUUUGGCAAAAUUGAUACCACGUAUAUUACACAAUAUUAAUAGAGUUUGCUAUAUAUUCGGAGGUCAUGUACAAUUUCCAGUUAUUGAUAUUACACAUACUAGAAUCUGUCGUCAAGCGUUAGCACAAUUAAGACAAGCAGAUUACAUCGCUACUGAUAUUCUCCAAAAAGCAGAAUGUGUUAGAAAAAUAGCCCAAAUGCCAGUUGUUCUUAUACCAAUUCAUUUUGAUAGGGAUCCAGCAAACCGAUUACCAUCGUGUGCGAGAUCGAUUGUGUUAAGGCCAUUUUUAACGAGUGAUUUUAUGACUGGAGUGCCGGUUAUUCCAGGUUCAGAGCAAUUACCAAUGAAUGUUCUCGAAACUAUGGUUCGGGAAAUAUCAGCAGUAGAAGGCAUUUCAAGAGUGUUGUACGAUUUAACAGCAAAGCCACCGGGUACUACUGAAUGGGAAUGAUUUUAUUUUUAUUUUGUCUCAGUUUUAACCAAAAUUUCUAAACAAAAAGAGGAAAAGAAAAAAACCAACAAAUUCUCUUAUAUAAAAUAUAUUACAACUUUUUAAAUUAAAACCUUCUACAAACAAAAAUGAAUCGAUUUACACCAUAUUCAUUUAAAAUGAUUUUUAUUUCUUAUUUUUUAUUUUAUUUUUAAAUACAACGCGUUAAAACUUCCGUUUGGAAAAAAAAAACCCUCUUUCAAGCAAAAAAAAGUGUCGCACGAAAUUUGAUUAAAUAUUUUAUCAAAUUUUUAAAUUUUUUUGAAACAAAUUUUUGUAUUAAUUCAGUUUUUAUAUUUCAAUAAAAGGCAAAUGAUUAUGGUAACCACUUUAUAACUACAAUUAUUAAGUAUAUUA